UUUGAAUACACAUAUGCGUCUUCACUUCAACAUGUAAUGAUCAAUUUUAUGACAAAUAUGUUCCAUAUUUUGUAAAGUUGUAAACUAUUUCAAAGAUUUUAACAGAGGACUUGGAGUUAUUUCGAUCUGUGACUUUUAGGGGUACUCUACAGCAUUAUCCCGUUCAUCAAAGGAGAAACUGGUGAUAGAAUAAACGGUGACAAAAAAUUUUGCUUCAACAUCAUUUUUUUUCUCUCGUAGGUAAUGUAUACUACCGAACUAAAGCUUGGAGGUCAGUGACGCGCUUUCUUUGCGUGAAUAUGACCAAUGAGCAAAAUAUGAAAUUUUAAUGAAUUCUAUAAACAAAGUGAUUUCCAAGUUUCUUAGUACUCUCAAAAUAGAUACACCAUGUAUAUCUUAACAUAGUUAUGAGUUUAUGGCGAUACAUUUAGUAAACACCACCUGCACUGAAAAUGUAUUUAAGGAGAAUUUUGAUUAUCUCGCAGUAAAACGCUUUAAUAUGCAAUAAACUCCGCAUAUGGCAAAUUCAUCGGGACAUGCAAAAUAUAUUUGUCAAGCCGGGGUUUGUUACAAACAUAAGUAUUUUUGUAUUGCAAACUGAUUUGUACAAAAUAGUUAAUUCUCCAGCUGAACGAAAACGUUGUAGUUCUUUUAAGAUUCAUUUUUCCAACUUAUUUAAUUAUCCUAAACAUUUGAAACAAUAAAACAGUUAUUCUUAUAUAAUUGGUGAGGUAACCCCGAAAGAAACCUAGAGAGGUAAAUAAAAUCUGGAAAGUAGAUCCCUCGGAAGCACCGAAAACAAGGCAAGCAGUAAAAAUUGCAGAAGGUUUGAUUGAGUCUGUUCAUGAGCAGUAAUAGUCAGAGGUGCUGGGCCAUUGGCACUCUCUUAACGAACCACAGUACCAUACAAUAUCGCUAUGACUACACAGCCAUCCGGUAUUCAAAAAAGAGGUGCUGAAUCUCUGAGAUCCCACCAGGGGAUUCAGUGCCGGGCUCUGCGCCUCGACAGCGUCCACCCACAGCUACUGGGGGUCCCUCCUUCAAUCCACAACAUGUAAAGAGAAGAAGGAGGAACAUACCAAGGAGAAGAACCUUCAGGCUGAUGCAUUGGAAUGCGGAGGGUUUCUUCAACAAGAAAGCUGAACUGAGCAUAUCCUCCAUGAGAAAGAUUUCAAUGUCUGUUGCAUUCAGGAAACUCACCUACAGUCAGAGAAAUCCUUCAAAUUUAGAGCAUACCAGUGUUUCGCUGUGACAGAAUUGGCAGACGAAAAGGAGGCAUCAUGACAUUGGUCAGGAACAGCAUCAGCGCUGUCCAGACCAACACGCAUAUGGAUGAAUCCGAGUUCAAAGAUCUGAGCCUCGGAAAGAACGAGUUCAACUUGAAACUUGUGAAUAUAUACGUUCAAAGUGACAAAGCUCUGUCCCUUGACAAAGUUACAACUGAUGAAACCAGGUUCAUCAUUGUAGGAGACUUUAACAGUCACUUACAAAGCUGGGGAUAUGACCACCUGGAUAGACGUGGGGAGUAAGUGGAGACCUGGCAAGAUGAUAACAAGAUUAACCUCAUUAAGAAGCCUGAUGAUCCCCCAACUUUUUACUCCAGAAGCUGGCGAACAACAUUAACCCCAUGAUCUUACUUUAUGUACUGAUGACAUACACGGACAUGUCACGGAAGUCGAUGAACAAUCAGGAGGUAGUGACCAUUGUCCAGUCCUGCUUACUUUGGACCGUAUAGCCUGUACCUCACCUAACACCCCCAGAUAGAACUACAAGAAGGCCAGGUCGACGUUUUACCAAAGUCUGAGUGAUGAGGUAUGUAAAUACAUCAGAGUGGAAGGUAUCAACCGGGGUGUGAAAGACUUCAACGCCAGUAUACUUAAGGCUGCGUACAGCGCCAUUCCAAGGGGAGCAAGGAAAUACUAUAAGCCCUACUGGAGUGAUGAGUUGGAGAAUCUACAGGAAAUGCUAUCAGAAGCCAAAAAUGUAACCUCUCUCUACUGCGAGCCAAGGCCAAAUUCCUCAGGCACAAACAGGAAGCACAGAGGAAGAGCUGGAGAAACAAAAUAGCCUCGCUCAACCUAGAGUGAGAUGGCCAAAAUCUGUAGAGAUUGACGAGACAGUUGAACGAUGAAAAACAGGAAGAGGCUCAGUAACCUUGAAAGAGAAUGGUCAAUUGUUGACGGGUAAACAAGCGGCAACACUUUUGCCUCUAACUAUAAAGAUGUUUCCAACACCCCCAUCAACAGGGAACGGCAAAGGGAAGCCCGAAGAGAAAAAUAGGAAAGCCAAGUGACACAAGAUUGUUUGAAGCAGGGUCUUAAACUGAAUGAGCUACAGACAGCUCUUAGCCAGUUGAGGACAAAUAAGUCUCCUGGACCAGAUGGAGUCACAAAUGAAAUGCUGACCCAUCUAGGCACUGUAGCCAUUUGCAAACCCCUGGAAAUUUACAACUACAGCUGGUCACAAGGACUGCUUCCACAGAUAUGGAAAGAGGCAGUCAUGAUCCCCAUCCACAAGAAAGGGAAGGAUCCAAAGAAGGCUGCAAGAUAUCUCCCAAUCAGCCUAACUAGCCGUGUUGGAAAGACCAUGGAGAGGAAGUGGUACAUUGAGACUAACAACCUAUUUGCAACGCAGCAAGCUGACUUCAGACAAUUCCGCUCCACUGAGAACCAGACCACUUAUCUAUCGCAAGAGAUAGAGGAUGCCCUCCAAGAGCAGAAAGUCGUGCUUACAGCUUGGAUUGAUCUGCAGAGAGUGUUCGACAAGAUUUUAUUUUGCAUAAAAUGAAGAAGGGCAAAUAUCGGGACUUUUUUAACUGUUCCUUAUAACUGGGAUUCGUUAUAAUCGUACUUGUUUAGGUCAAGGUAAGUGCAGAUAGUUUUUCAAGUGUGUCUAACACAUAAUAACGAUAAAAAUAUAAAAAAAACACAUACAAUGUAGUUUGUUAAUGAAAACCAUAUCACAAAACUAAUAACUUUUCUAUCAAUAUCUAAACAUGCUAAUGGCAGUUUUAACCCAUGAAAAAAAUCGUAAUUACUUAAUGUCUCUAUUUGUACCGGCUUACACAUUUAUUUUUAUAGUGAAAUAACAAGAAGAUGGAAAAAAAUAGUUCGGCCUCUGAUCUUUGUAUUCAAAGUGAAGGUUUUCAGAACUGGAUGAAAUGUGUCUGUGCACAAGAUGAAACAAGAAAAGCCCUCUGUGAAGUCGUCGAAGUCAAAUGGAAAGGUUACUUGUCACAAAUGACAGAGGAAGAGAGAGAUCAUAUAGAAACGUUUCUAGGGUGUUUAACAUACGCAAAAAUAGACAAUUUGAAGACGAGACAGAAUCAAGCAGUUCUUGAAUGUGGCCAUUCUCUAUGUGGCUCGCUAUUGCAAAAGUUGUUACAACUUUGUAAUAACAACCUACGACCAAAAGAUGAGGAAACCUGUGGUAUACCUUCCUCCCAUUCUUGUUACCAACAUUAUUGGGAUAUUGCGAAGUUGUAUAUCGCUGAAGACGACAGUGUGACAAAGACUGGCCUGAAAGGACUAGAUAUAUCCAUGUUAUCAAGAAUGAUGAGAAGCUGCCAGCUGUUCGCCUUCGAUGGUUCCGAGGAAUUAUAUAACAUAAUAUGUGAGGACAGAGAUGAAUUGUUUCAUUCAAGUAACAACAACAUAGCAGAUGAGAAAAGAAGCAUAAUGUUAAAAGUAAUGUCAAAUUUGCUUUCAAACUUUUGUGGGUCUAGACUUAAACUGUGCGAAGAUGUUAUUGGUGACAUUAAGCAGAUUGACGCAAAGGACUGGCUUUCAGAAUAUCAGUACGAGUACAAACAAAUAUCAAGACAAACUCUUGAGUACAAAUUGGAUGCCAUCAAAUUGGACAUGUCGUUUCGUCAAGACGAGACCUUGCAGGAGCUACUGGAUUCAUCAGAGAAUCUAUUAAAGGAGGUCAAAGAUAGUAUAUCUGCUGACGAAUCGAAAGAAGAACGGGAACUGCAAAAAGAAAAAGAAGAAAUUAUAUACGAACGAAAUGAUUUCAUGGAAGACGGACACAAAUGGUUGGAGGAAAGUGUUGCUCAGCUUGAAAAAGAACAUUGUCAAGCGAGGCUUCUUCUUGUGGCACAUUGUUCCUUCUUUCACUACGGCAUAGACAUCAGUUCUUUACAAUCAACAUCAAGCAAAAUAAAAGUUACCUGCUUAGGAAGUUUUCAAGAUGUUUUUGUUCAAAUCGACGGAAAAUCUAUCCUCUUUGACCCAUUCGAAACCAAUCUGCUAGAAACUCACGAAUACUUUCCUCGUGAACACCAUGACCAUGGAAACAUCAAAUUUAGAAAUGCACUGCAACAACGUAAAUUCGGAUUGGAUGCCGUAGCUUUGAGUACUUGCCUAAACACUUUUACUGCGACCACGGUGAAGAAAAUCACAAGUAACCCGUCAAAUAAAGAUAAAGACGUCAAAUGGUUAACUCCAACCGGAAGGAAAGACUGGCUGAUUAGCAUUGGCGUAAAGGAAACCAAUAUUAUAGAAUUUGCUGUUUGGGAGCAGAAAACCAUAUCUUUAGGAUGUACUGAUAUAACGUUUGCCUGUACCAAAGCAAACAUAAACAGUACAUCAUUAUACCGGAAGAAGUGUAACAGCUGUGGCUGGGUCAUAAAGGGGUCCGAGAGAGCAUUCUAUUCUUCUGGAAUAACAAACUACCACGAGGAAGACUUUAAAGCGGUUGCAGAGAAGUACGGCCAAAUUCACUUGGCAUUAUUACCGAUUGAUGAAUGGAAUAUGUCAUGUUUGGCUGAAUUCAAAAUCACCUUGAAUGAAGUUAUAAAAAUGCAUGUAAAUGUUGGAUCUAAAAAAUCACUGGGUAUCUGUACAACCCGGAAUUAUCUGGAUCAGGAUAAGUCGGAUCUGAAGCAGGAGAUGGAGAAAUUGCAAUUAGAGCCUUCUACAUUAUUAUAUUUAAAACCUGGGAAAGUGUAUGAAAGUGAAUAGGCGAUUCAGGUGAUGACAAAACUGUGGCUACAACUUUAGACAACCUUACAAACUGUAUUACAGUCAUCCUGUAGACGAAUCAGAUAAAAAUAAAGACAUGAGUAUAUACAGGAAAAUGAUAUAAUAGUUAUAUACAGUGUUUCAUUUACUAGAGUGAAGUUAUUAAGAUAUCUAGACCUUUGAAAAGUAAUUUAAAAGGUUUUAUAUCUGAACUAUCCGCAGUUAUUACCAGUCAAGUAAAAAGAGACAACAAAAAGGAGAAAAUACGCUUCAUAUUCAGAUGUUAUUAAUCCUUUGUUUAGGUAACCUCCCUUCAUGGCUCUGACUAUAUAAGUUCAGGACUAUGUUAUAUUAAAAGAAAUGUUUGUCAAACCAUUUAUUUAUGUACUAGUAUAUUAUUAGUGUAUUCAUCAUUGAAAGAAAUCUUUUUUCUAGCCAUCUAAUCAUGUAUAUUCCCCAUUCAGACAACUAUCUCAUUUGUAUCUAGAUAGAUUUAAAGCAUUUUUUGAACUUUAGUUAAACUUUCAUCGAAUGUUAAAUAUGUGAUUAUGGAAAAGAAGAAUACGACAUGUUAGACUUGAAUAUUUACGAUGAUUUUUUAAGCAUACAUGUAUGGUUGAAUUAUUUCUACAGUUACAAUUUGUUUUGCAAAUUUUAAAGGUUAUAACAUGCUUGGGGUUCCCCAUGGCUAAAUGGUCAAGACAGCUGACUUUGGGUCGAUUGACCGUAAUCGAUUUGAGUUCCAACCCAUACUAUAUGCGUAGUAUUUCUUAUAUAUACUAGAAAACCAUGCAUGUGUACUCAACAAGACUAGAUUUAUGUUGAUUGAGUAUAAGAUAUGCGUAAAGGGCUUAAAUAUUUUGUCGCAUAAAUUACUGAAUGUAUUUGACACAGUCAUGAAACAAUGCUGAAAUAUUAUUUUGCAUUUGAAGUUGUGCACCUGAAGGUUUGUGUGAGACUUUAACGUUAUCAACACAUUUUUUUCUUAAGUACAUAUGAUAUGAGAUGAUUGAUACAAAUUUGCGUAAAUUCCAAAAUUUAUGUUGUUUUUUCCCCGAGAAGAUGUCUGAUAUAAUUAAACUAAAAUGUUCAUUUAUUCAAAAUAUCUUUAGUUGAAAACUUUUUCUUUUGAACUACGUAAGUGGCUAACAUCACACACAACAGAACCAAAAACAUAAAACUUACGAGUGUUCAUGACUUUUUUCUGAGUUAUUUAGAGAAAAUGUGUGAAGAUAUUUAUUGCAAUGGUACUGUUCCUAUCUUUCUAAAACUUAGAUAUGAUAUUAAAACAUCUGAUACGUUAAAUACUAAAUACUUACUUACAAAUAGCUCAUUUUAUUCAUGGUCAAAUAUCUCAAAAACUAGCAUACGGACCUAUACAUUUAAUAUCACCAUAUUACAGGUCAUAUGUAUAUUUACAACUGUGAGACGUCUUAUUAAAGUCAACGUCGUGAAAAAUCUAUUUUUGAAUAUGUUAUAAAAGUUAAGAUUUUACAAUAGACUCCCAUUUUGAAAAAAUGCAGGAGGUCCAAAUUUUUAAAAUCGGUCUGGCAAAAAAUCAAGUACACGACCCUAUGUUUUUUUCGCUGGAUUUGCUUAGUAUAUUUUCUGAAAUUUGAAAAUUCAGAAUUUAAUCUAAUUCUACAUAUAAGAAAAAAAUUCGAUUCGAACGCGCAGAACUACGACCGUAUCUAAUCAAUAGAUGCUUUGUUUCGUUUGUUUGUUGCUGUCUUUUUUCUUUGCAAUCUCGGAGAAAGAUUCUCUCAAAUUCGGAUUAUGUACAUAGCUGCACAGACAUAUGUUCUUCACAAUUUAUGUAUUACUUUAGAUAUUUUGAAUAGUUCCAAAUUCAGUCGCAGUGCUUCUGACCCUUUCAGUCAGCUUUAUUUUUCGAAAUGGCCUUUUCGACUGUUUUCCGCGCAGUACAUCAUAGUAUUACUAACCUUUCUUACUUAAAAUCGUAAGUGUAAACUACAUUUAAGAAGUUACAAAGUAGAAGAUUUUGGUAGCUUAGUGAAAGGAAUAGAAUUUUAAUCUACUUUGCUAAGCUCAGUAAUUAAAGAAUUUAUAACAUUGUUUGUCACUGAAAGUUUGUAAAAAUAGAAUGAAAUAUG
Molecule: messenger RNA, 7078 nt
Organism: Mercenaria mercenaria
Lineage: Eukaryota; Metazoa; Mollusca; Bivalvia; Venerida; Veneridae
Exons: 11
Coding region: 3096-4964 (622 amino acids)
Cellular component (GO): cytoplasm
Source: RefSeq, a predicted model, not a curated record